This is a messenger RNA of Trametes versicolor FP-101664 SS1, 1326 nucleotides long. RefSeq lists its product as uncharacterized. The transcript has 2 exons. The annotation marks the transcript as partial. Lineage: Eukaryota; Fungi; Basidiomycota; Agaricomycetes; Polyporales; Polyporaceae. The record is from RefSeq and is a predicted model, not a curated record.
GCGGCCAUGUCUGGCUUCGCGCCGCUUCCUGUACCCGGCUUUGGCCAAGUUGUUGCGCCGGGCUUCUCUCAGGCCGACAACGUCUGUUACCUGUCGCCGGACUUCCUCCAGCAGGGGCCAUCUGGUCAAGUCAUGGUCAUGGGCGCAGAUGGGACGUUGUCGACGUCCUUGUCCACUCCAGGGGACUCCCCUCCCUCGUACACCGAAGGGAAUCAAUUCGACGCGCUCAACAUGCGCUGCGAGUGGGUUGGCGGGCCACCGAUGGCCUUCAAUGAUCCGCAGAGGCCGUUCCCGGCCCAUUUGCCUAUCGCCAUGCCGGGGCAGAUGGUGGACGUCGACGACGUUCUCCGGGCGUUGGAGUUGGCGCCAUCCAUCGGUGCUUGGGCGGCUUCCCCGCCGGGUGACGUCGAUAUGCACCUGGCUCAUCUCCUGAGCAGCCCCCAGUCCGCGACGUGUUACCCUCACGGCGACGGCUCCGGCGACGACGCGCUCGCACAGGCCAUGAACAUCGGGGACGUCCAGGAAGUCAUGGACAACUCGUCCUAUGGCGCCUCGACGAACGGGUCGAGCUUCGAUGCUGCUCUGGAUGUGAACCCUCGCUCCUUCGAGGACGCCCUGGAGUUCCAGAACACCUUCCCGGAUACGGCCGGCCAACUCAUGGACCCAAAUGAGUUCUACCAGACUCAGGCCGCGGAGGCGGCAGUGCAAUACCCUCAGCUCGCAGAGGACCUUGGGCUCAACACCCCGACGACGAGCUUCUCCAUGGACGAUAUGGGGCUGCAGUGGUACUCGAACACGGAGUCCAUGGACGAACUCUUCGCGGGCGUCCCGCUGGAGUCUCACGACGCCUCGGGCCCCUCUUCGGGGGCGGGCCACUCCCACUCCGGGCCUCCGACGCCCACCCAGCACGACGCGUUCUACGGCGCGUCCCUCCCCCCGACCCCGACGGUCGACUACUCCGCCUUCGUGUCGUCGGUCUCCCCCUCCCCGUUCGCGUCGUCGGUCGCCCCCUCCUCGUUCGCGCCGACGCCCGCCCCUUCCCCGUUCGCGCCGACGCCAAUGUCGACGCCGGUCGUCGAGACCGCCGACUUCGGGUCCACGCCGGUCGACAACACGCCGGCGUUGCAGCGCUAUGUGCCCCCCGGCGGCGCAGGGCAAGCCUCUCGGCGCCGCGUCGGGCAGCGGUUCCCUCGUCCGCCCUUCGUGCCCGGGCAGGCGCAGGGGUCGGGCUCUAGGUCGUCGUCGACGUAGAGCGCGCGCUCUUCGUCGCCCUCGCGCGGGUCGGGGUGUUGUCUCCAGGGUCGUCAUGAUCGUCGUCGUCGUCAC